Molecule: messenger RNA, 1762 nt
Organism: Chaetomium fimeti
Lineage: Eukaryota; Fungi; Ascomycota; Sordariomycetes; Sordariales; Chaetomiaceae
Exons: 8
Coding region: 155-1762 (535 amino acids)
Source: RefSeq, a predicted model, not a curated record
GUUACAACGUCCUGGAGGAUUCACUGCUAUCACGGUGAGUGACUCAUGUGAGAAGUAGGUUGACAGCAGAACCUGGCAAAUAUCAUACCUGUUUCGUAACUCUUCCCCCUUUUCGCUUCGACUCCGCAGCUAAGCUUUUGUCAUCUUGCCCGUCAUGGAAGUCAAGGCUAAACGCAAAGCCAUAUCUCACCGAACCAGAGCCUUGUUGUGUUUCACCGGGCGUUUACGCACUACAUCAAAGGUCGAAGUCGCGAACCAUGACUACCACACAACCGAACCAUCCCGGCUCGAAAGCCUUCCGGCUGAGUUACGGACGCUUCUUCUCUCGUCUUUGGCCAGCCUGAACGACCUCAAGGCCGCCACCCACGCAUCGCCCGUGCUCUACCACCAGUACCGAGCCGACCGCAAACAAAUUCUCGGCCGUGUAUUGCGAUGCACCCUUGGUGAGAAGGUGUUUGUGGAUGCCUACGCGGUCCAGAAAUCAACCCGACUCGAGUACCCGCCUUACCUUGCAGCCCACCUGACCGCGCAAGCUUUCAUGGACACAUAUCAAGAACACCGCGCGCAGCCAUCCAUCAUAGCUGGCGAGUGCGCAGCCGCAGACGUCAUGGGCAUGGCAACAUUCUACUGGUCUACCGUCGGGCCUCUGAUGCAGAAAAUCCCCCAGAAACUCCUCCACAACCUUGACCCAUCACUACAAUUAGGCCAUCUGAGCAGGGUCGAGGAAGAACGCAUCCUCCGCGCCCUGUACCGUUUCGAGAUGUGGUGCAACCUCUACGGCACCAAGCCCGGGGCCGCGGCGGGCAGCCAGUCAGUCCAACCGAUCGAGAUGCUCAUGUACUUCUUCCAAGUCUUUGAGCCAUGGGAGAUCGAAGAGAUCUCAUGCAUCCACGCCCUGCUCAUGGACAUGUACGACCACAUCUUUGUGGACCUCAAGCUACCACUCCACCACCUCCCAAACCGGCUCAUAGACGUCUGGUCGCCACGCGCUUGGGUAACGACCGAUCUCAGCGACAGCCCCUACGCAAUUGACCAGUUCCGCCACCGCAACGCGCAGCUCAACAGCCUGAUCUCACGCGGCCUCGAAUUCCAGCUGCAAACCAUGCGCACCCUCGAACCGCCACCCCCCACCAACCAUCGUCACCACCGUCACCACCACCGCCACCACCGCCACCACCGCAAGCAACUCAGAAAACACAUCAUCCACCCCGGGCCGACCGCCGCCGCCGCCCGGCCCCCGGGCGCCAACAGCAUCCAAGACGCGCUCUGCCGCGAGACCCAGACAAUGCGGCGGGCUUUACACCGAACCGAGGGAGACCGAGCACAGGAGCGCGGGGAGCGGGCGCGGCCGCAGUUCCGGGGGCGGGACGGGGCGGCGGAGCCGGCGCUCGGGUGGGUGCUGCGGUGGCGGGGGCGGCGCGGCAACGCGUACGGCCAGGAGACGCCUUGGGACCUGCGGGUGUGGGGGGCGGCCAUUGAGUGGACGGCAUCGUCGCUGCUUAUCUCUCCUCCAGAAUCCGAGGGCAUGGAGGCGCUGAUGUCGCGGCGCCGUCAUCGACAAGAGAGGGCAUACCUAUUGUGGCACGGGCGUAGCACAUGGGUAAUAAUACGAGAGGAUGUCGAAAUCGCUUCUAACUGCUUCGUAAGGACCAGAUACAGAGGAAUCCUGAGCCCCGAGCUGUUUUUGGCUGUACCUAGGCACCUAAAGAGCUACGUGGCCAUGUAUUACAGGCCAACUAUUGAUAAGUCGUUAGCUCUGUGA